Molecule: messenger RNA, 534 nt
Organism: Porites evermanni
Lineage: Eukaryota; Metazoa; Cnidaria; Anthozoa; Scleractinia; Poritidae
Source: the annotation of a GenBank genome assembly
AUGGAAGAAAGCAUUUUCUUUGAUGAAGUUUUCUCGGGGGAGGUGGACAUCAUCGAUUCACCAUGGUCAGUGGAUAAUUCACUGUUUGAGGAUGUGUUAACGUGUGAUUUGAACAACGGCAUUACUGACCUGUUUAAUGGCGAAGAAAAGGAUGAGGAUUUUGAAGAUGACGUUGCACCGGUGGUAGAAGCUCAAAAUAGUAUAACACAGAUAAGUGAUGAAGAAAUUAAGAAUCUUGGAGUUCGGGAACUAAACAAACUGCUUCGGGACAUGGAACCAGAGGAAGCUGCAAUUAUACGGCGAAGACGCCGUAACCUUAAAAACCGAGAUUAUGCUUUGAUCUGCCGCCAGCGGCGACUACAGUUACACGAGGAUCUCAUCAACGAGAACAAGCUCUUGAAAAGACAGCUGGAGGAUGAUAGAGAGAAGCUUCGAAAAGUUGUACUAGAGAGAAAUACAUACAAACGCAAAUUACUUCAAUUGCAGUCUGUUUGCAGAAAGCAAUUUGUGCUUGGUCUGGUAUCUACCAUGUAA